AUGCCGGCCCCCCGCGUGUUGUUUGACGAAAUGCCAACCUCAACGCCGACGGUGGACGACCCCUUCUACAACCAGUACAUGGAGGGCGUGAUCUUCCAGGAUGGGCAUGGCCGUGCCUACGACCCCGAUGAGACCCAAAGUCAGGAUGGCCGCGCCCAGUACGUGCCCGAUGAAGAGGCCGACAACCGUGCUGACUACGACCAUGGUGAUUCGUGGCAUGAAGACGAUGACAUCUAUGUCGAAGGUGAAGAUGAAGAUGAAGCCAAUGAUGUUGAUAUUAGUGGCGCUCCAUUGUUCAUAGACGAGCUCACCCAAAAAGCGGAAGCACAAAAGAAGCGGAAGAGCAUUCGUUUGGGAUCGCGCGGUGGAGUUGGGCUGAAGUCUUCAAAGCGGACACACGCAUUGGUGGCGACGCACAAACAAACAGCUCCGUUGGCGUCACUUUAUUUUAAAAUCCGUGGGGCCCACUCCCGCAAGCACGCGAUCAAAUGCACCCGGACCCGGCUGGAUCUGGUGCGCAAGAAGAAGCAGGCCAUGGUCAAGUUCCUGAGGAAAGACGUCGCCGACCUCCUCACCAAUAACCUUGAAUCGCACGCCUUCGGACGGAUGGAAGGGCUGAUUGUGGAGAUGAACCAAGCUUCCUGCUAUGACAUGAUCGAGCAGUAUUGCGACUACAUAGGGAAGCAGCUCAACAACCUGCAGAAACAGAGUGAAUGCCCUCAUGAAGCCUUGGGAGCUGUGUCAACUCUGAUUUUCGCUGCUGCUAGAUAUCCUGAUUUACCUGAACUGUGUGAACUCAGACAUGUAUUCACAGAGAAAUAUGGGGCUUCCAUUGAACCUUUUGUUAGCUCUGAGUUUGUUCAGAAGCUUCAGAACAAAUCAUUUACUAAGGAGGAGAAGUUGCAAGUGAUUGAAGAUGUUGCUGAAGAAUUUGCGAUCCCGUUUAAUACCAAGACAUUUGAACGACAGAUAUCUGGUGUGCCUCUAAAUAAAAAGGAACUUCUGAAGAAGGGUUCAUUCAACGGUGUAGAGGUUGAAGCAUCAGGGCGCAAUGGACACAGGGUAGAUAAGCAUGCUGUGCUUGACAGGAAAUCUAAAUCUAUACCUGAUGGCCGUGAAUGGAAGCAAGAAUUUCAGAUAAAACCAAAAGAUAUUCAUGUCGUUCCUGAUUACAUUGGUCAAGUUGGUGAGAACAGCAGAAAGAACUAUUCAGAUAAACCUGUUGAGAAGAAACAUUUGGAUAGUGAUGUGCCUCCUGUGGACAUGAAGCGAAGGAAUGGUCAUCAAAAGGAGGUCAACAAAGACGAGAAAAAGGGCGGUCAGUCUUGGAGGGAACUGAUGAAUGCAGAGGAGCUGGAUCUCAAUGGCUCAAAGAAGCAGGAGGUUGCCGUGGCAAAAUCUGUUCAAAGAGAAAUGAAGAAAAUAGUUCUUCCAUACACAGACCUAAAGGAAACUGAGAAGAAAGACGGCGCCGAAAAGGCUAAUGCCGAAGGCUACCAUCGGACCCACAUGGCUGCUGGCACUGAUCAUAACUGGGGACAUGCUGACUUGGGGCUUAAAACCCUGGGCCUGGAAAAGCAAGAAACUGAAUCAGCUGGCACCUUGAAUGGCAAUGGCAAAGCAGUAAACAAGGUUCCUCCAUAUUCCAAGCCGUACAGAGCGACGAGCGAGAAGUCUGCUGAAGAAGAUAAUAAUGGCUUGUACAAUCGAGCACGGCAUAUGGGAGAGUUUGGACAGCCAGUGCAAGAUAGGCAGCAAAUGCCAGAGAAGCUUGUCAACAUGCGGCCUCCCUAUGUGAAGCCAAACUCUAGCAUGAAGCCCGCGCAUGAAAAUCCAACAGAUCAAGCUGCUCAUGGUUACAAGCUCAACGGCUCGGAAGCAACGGGUCACCGGAGAGACGGUCUGGUCGACGAUGAUGGUGCACCUCCUCGGCCCGUUUCCGUCAGAAGGAAAAGUUCAAGGCCACCAACACACGGUUCUUUGUAUGACGAGGCGGCCAAUGAUGAAAAGACAGAGGAGGAUGAGACUGACACUGCGAUUGAUUUUGGCAAUCUGUUGCCCCGAGCGCCUCGUAAGCACCGGAGCAGGAGUGCUCAUCCCCGUGAAGGAGGGGGGCACGACGACGAGGAGAGGAUGAUGGAUAAGCUUCUGAGGCAUUACAGCAAGAAGGGGAUGGAGAGGGAGGAGGAGCACAAGACGAGGGCCAAGUCCAGGACUCCCCGGCCUCGAGCAGAUCAACCUGCUGAUGGCAACAACAGAGACGGAGCGCCCAGUCAUCCAGAGAGGACAGUGUCUCUGCCUACAGAAUCAGGUUCCCCGGUGGGGAGGACGAAGGCUCCGGCUCCUGCUCGGUCCAUCUCGCUGCAGCAGGACACGUCCAGGGGGAACGUGCACCCGAAGAUGCCGGAUUUCGACGAACUUGCUGCGCGGAUCAGCGCUUUGAAGAGGCCAUGA
Triticum turgidum subsp. durum (durum wheat) is the source of this 2454-nucleotide messenger RNA. The record is from the annotation of a GenBank genome assembly. Lineage: Eukaryota; Viridiplantae; Streptophyta; Magnoliopsida; Poales; Poaceae.